Monodelphis domestica (gray short-tailed opossum) is the source of this 3320-nucleotide messenger RNA. RefSeq names its product cytochrome P450 family 2 subfamily R member 1 (gene CYP2R1). Gene Ontology annotation, cellular component: cytoplasm; intracellular membrane-bounded organelle. The record is from RefSeq and is a predicted model, not a curated record. Gene Ontology annotation, biological process: xenobiotic metabolic process. NCBI's taxonomy places the organism in Eukaryota, Metazoa, Chordata, Mammalia, Didelphimorphia, Didelphidae. Gene Ontology annotation, molecular function: iron ion binding; oxidoreductase activity, acting on paired donors, with incorporation or reduction of molecular oxygen, reduced flavin or flavoprotein as one donor, and incorporation of one atom of oxygen; heme binding.
CCGGCGCCCAAUUGGGGCGGGGAGUGAAGCCCGGAACAGUAGGGAGGAUGGAGCUGGGCUCCCGGCAUGCGGGUUCUUAGCGGGGGCAACGGGGGCGGUAGGGGGCCCCGGGGGCCCGACGGGCCGGGAGAAGCUGCGCUCGGUGCCUUCAUCCUCUUCUUGCUGCUGCUACUACUGCUGCUGUUGUUGCUCCGAUCCAGGCGGCAGGCCCGCUUCCCCCCGGGCCCUGCGGGGCUACCGUUCAUUGGCAACAUCUUCUCCCUGGCCGCCUCCGCGGAGCUGCCACACGUCUACAUGGAGCAGCAGAGCCGCGUGCAUGGCCAGAUUUUCAGCUUAGAUCUCGGAGGUUUGUUCACUGUGGUCCUGAAUGGCUAUGAUAUGGUAAAAGAAUGUCUCAUUCAUCAAAGUGAAAUUUUUGCUGACAGACCUGCCCUUCCAUUGUUCAAGAAGUUGACCAAAAUGGGAGGUUUGCUCAACUCUACCUAUGGCCGGGGCUGGCUAGACCAUCGAAGGCUAGCCGUGAACAGCUUUCGUUGCUUUGGCUCUGGUCAGAAAUCCUUUGAAUCCAAAAUUGCUGAAGAAGCCAAAUGUUUCAUUGAUGCUGUGGAUACAUACCAAGGGAAACCCUUUGAUCUUAAACAGUUGAUAACCAAUGCUGUUUCAAACAUCACCAAUGUGAUUAUUUUUGGAGAACGUUUUUCCUACGAAGACACUGAAUUUCAGCACAUGAUUGAGAUCUUCAGUGAGAAUGUGGAGUUGGCUGCCAGUGCCUCCGUCUUCUUGUAUAAUUCUUUCCCCUGGAUUGGUAUCUUCCCCUUUGGGAAACACCAACAACUUUUUAAGAACGCUGCUGUGGUCUAUGAUUUUCUCUCUAAAAUUAUUGAAAAGGUAUCUGCCAAUAGGAAGCCACAGUCACCUCAGCAUUUUGUAGAUGCAUAUUUAGAUGAGAUGGACAAAGGAAGAAAUGACCCAGGCUCCACAUAUUCCAAAGAAAACCUGAUUUUCUCUGUGGGAGAACUCAUCAUCGCCGGAACAGAAACAACCACCAAUGUACUACGAUGGGCAAUUCUUUUUAUGGGCCUUUAUCCUAACAUUCAAGCGCAAGUUCACAAAGAGAUUGAUUUAAUUGUGGGUCCCAACAGGACACCUUCUUUGGAGGACAAGCCUCAAAUGCCAUAUACAGAGGCAGUUCUGCAUGAAGUUUUGAGGUUCUGUAACGUCGUCCCACUUGGGAUUUUCCAUGCAACGUCUCAAGAUACAGUCGUGCGGGGUUAUUCCAUUCCUCGAGGCACCACAGUAAUUACCAAUCUUUAUUCUGUGCACUUUGACAAAAAGUACUGGAAAGACCCAGAAGUGUUUUAUCCGGAGCGAUUUCUGGACAGUCAGGGGCAGUUUGUUAAGAAAGAAGCACUGGUUCCUUUCUCACUAGGAAGAAGACAUUGUCUUGGAGAACAGCUGGCCAGGAUGGAAAUGUUUUUGUUUUUCACAUCAUUGCUUCAGCGAUUCCACUUGCAUUUUCCACCCGACUUAGUUCCAAACCUCAAGCCCAAAUUAGGCAUGACACUGCAGCCACUGCCGUACCUCAUCUGUGCAGAAAAACGGUAGUGGUCACAUCUGGCCAAAAACCAGAUAGUAUGAAGACUGGGAUAUUCAAACUCUGAAAGGUUCUGCCAGAAUUUAUUAUUUUUUUUUUUAGAUUUUUGGAAAUUUUUAUUUAAUUUUUCCAUGGUUACAAGAUUCAUGUUCUUUCCCUUCCCUCCCCUUAGCCCCCUCACGUAGCUGACACACAAUUCCACUGGGUUUUACAUGGGUCAUUGAUCAAGUCCUAUUUCCAUAUUAUUGAUAUUUGCACUGGGGUGAUCAUUUAGAGUCUACAUCCCCAAUUUCUUUAUCUGAAAAUUGCUUAUUCAUGUCCCUUGCCCAUUUAUUAGUUGGGGAAUGGCUUGAUUUUUUGGUAACAAUUGACUUAGUUCCUUAUAAAUUUGAGUAGUUAGACCUUUGUCAGAGGCUUUUGUUUAAAGAUUUUUUCCCAAUUUGUUUCUUCCCUUCUAAUUUUGGUUGCAUUGGUUUUGUUUGUACAAAACCUUUUUAAUUUAAUGUAAUCAAAAUUAUUUAUUUUACAUUUUGUAAUUUUUUUCUAUCUCUUGCUUGGUCUUAAAAAACUUUUCCUUUCCCAAAGAUCUGACAGGUAUACUAUUCUAUGUUCAUCUAAUUUACUUAUAGUUCCCUUCUUUAUAUUCAAGCCAUUCUGAGUUUACCUUGGUGUAGGGUGUGAGAUGUUGAUCUAAACCUAAUAUCUCCUAUACUGUUUUCCAAUUUUCCCAGGAGUUUUUGUCAAAUAGUGGAUUUUUGUCCCAAAAGCUGGGAUCUUUGGAUUUAUCAUAAACUGUCUUGCUGAGGUCACUUACCCCAAUUCUAUUCCACUGAUUGUCCCUCCCAUCUCUUAGCCAGUACCAUAUUGUUUUGAUGACCAUUGCUUUAUAGUAUAGUUUAAGAUAUGGCAUUACUAGGCCAUCUUCCUUCACAUUUUUUGUCAUUUCCCUUGAUAUUCUUCCAAAUGAACUUUGUUGUUUUUUUUCUAAUUCAGCAAAAAAGUUUCUUGGUACUUUAAUGGGUAUGGCACUAAACAAGUAAAUUAGUUUGAGUAGGAUUGUCAUUUUUAUUAUGUUAGCUCAUCCUACCCAUGACCAUUUAAUUUAAUGAGUCAGAAUUUAAACAAAGGUCAUAUUGUCAUAACUUUAUUUGAAACAAACUAUUUCCAGAAGUCUAAAUUGAUCAAAUCUGGCCUUGGAUAGUUCCUCGCUGUGUGACCCUGGGCAACUCCCUUAACCCCCAUUGCCUAGCCCUUACUGUUCUUCUGCCUUAGAACCAAUACACAGUAUUGCUUCUAAGACAGAAGGCAAUGGUUUAAAAAAGCCUAAAUUGAAAAAUACAACUGUAAAUGAUUUGUACAUAGGUUUCUAAAUAUAUAGUUGUACCCCCAAACCUAUCUUUUGAACUCUGACCCCUUUUCAUCAAGAUUCCUGAUCUACUUAUAAAUGUAAAUGCAGGAGGAAUAUAAAUCCAGAGAGAGGACUUCUAGACAAUUUCCUGCCUCCUCCUUGGGGGCAGAGUUACAGCAAGAAUAAAUAUGGAGAACAAAGUUCUAAGGGUGGUGUUGGUAGGCACCAAAUGCUGGCCCUUCUCCUUGGCUUCAAGGUCAGGCCCUUGUCAAAGUAAGGUUGUUCCUUGCCUCCAAACUGGAAGAAUUGAGUUAAUGUUAACUAAUGACGCUAAGGUUCAUGAAAUAAAUAAAAGCUUAGGAUUCCCUUGUUCGUACA